CAGUUUAUUGAAUUAAUAAUGGCUGGUAAUUUGAAAAAGACGACUUUUUUAAAAGGACUAGAAGUUGCGAAACAACCUCACCAUUCUUUGACAAAUAUUUACACAAGAAUCCUGCGAGUGCUUGCUAAAUUUCCCACUACAUCAGCAUACCGUACAAGUACCGAGCAAAUUGUCAAAGAACGUGCUGAAAUGGUUAAAAACACCCCAGACGUAGAGACCCUGGAGAAGAAAAUAGGCUGUGGUCAAGUAGAAGAAUUAAUAGUACAAGCUGAAAAUGAAUUGCUGUUGGCUCGUAAAAUGGCCGUAUGGAAGCCCUGGGAGUCUUUGGCUGAACCAAUACCUAAGGAUCAGUGGACUUGGCCACCUCACAAGUAA
Molecule: messenger RNA, 375 nt
Organism: Cotesia congregata
Lineage: Eukaryota; Metazoa; Arthropoda; Insecta; Hymenoptera; Braconidae
Source: the annotation of a GenBank genome assembly